CCUCGAAGAAGCCGCAAGUUAUUGGUUUUAUCAUAAUCGACUCGGCUGAGCUACAAGAGCAAACUAGGUCGUUCAUGGACUUCGUAUUCGCCAAUCAGGAUUCAUCGGGCUGGAUCGGACCUGAAGUCUUCGAUCUCACCAAGCCUCGCUAUCUUUGGGGAAGAUACCUAUUCCUAUUCGGCGUGAUCCAGUUGAUCGAAUAUGACCCAUCCAUUGCCGAUAGUGCCAUCCCUCAGAUUUGGAAGUUCGUUGAGCUCGCGCACACAAUGUUGCAAAACAACGAAGGGAUGGACAUUUGGGGCCAGACGCGGUGGGGCGACUUCGUGAUGGUGCUCGAGUGGCUGUAUGAGCACUACCCCAACGACAACGAGGAUCUGCUCGUUGACACCAUGUCCCUACUUAAGGCGAACGGUACCAGAUGGGACGAGGUGCUCUCUCAGUCGGUCUUCCCCACGGUGGCAGUCGAGAACUUGCCGAAUCCGUUCAAUAACCCACUCGUAUGGCAUGGCGUGAAUAUGGCUGAGGGCUUGAAGUCCGGAGCGGCGGCAUACCGUUAUACGCACAACGAGACUUUGUUGGAUCUCAUGAGCAACGGAUGGGACCUGCUCUUCGAAUACCAUGGACGUCCGUCGGGUAUCUUCGCAGCUGACGAGCACCUCGCUGGUUUACAAGCUAUACGAGGCACUGAACUUUGCGUCAUAGUGGAAACCAUGUUUACCGGAUCCUACCUCUUCCAAGUCAGCGGCGAUACCAAAUUCGCUGACCGAGCCGAACGGAUUGCAUAUAAUGCUCUUCCCGCCCAACUGACUGGAACGAUGUGGUCGCGGCAGUAUCUGCAAGAGCAAAACCAAGUUGCUGCUCGAAACAUGACCGACAACCCCUUCCCCUCGGACGGUCCUUACUCCAACGUGUUUGGACUUGAGCCCAACUAUCCCUGCUGCACUGUCAAUCACCCUCAAGGCUACCCCAAGUUUGUCACGAAUGCGUUCGUUACGACACCUGACAAGUCUUCGCUUGUUCACGUCUAUCUGGGACCGUUUGCAACUCAAACUACACUCGCGAAUAACAACAACGUUAACGUCUCUGUGGAUACGAUGUACCCGUUCGCGGAUACGCUUACGACUACGAUAAACGCCGACCAGGCGUUCACGUACUACGUACGGGUACCCAGCUGGGUGCCGAAUGCUACGAUUGCAGUCAAUGGAGGAAACCCUGAAGCGGUUUCGCCCCAGAAUGGUUUGCAGUCUAUUCAAGUUGGUGCCGGGACAACCACGUUGGUAAUGGACGUCACACCAGAAAUCACUUUGGAACAACGGCCCGAGAACUCAAUUGCUGUUCAUCGAGGCCCAUUGCACUACGCUUUCGAUAUCUCACGCAACUACACCGUUUUGAAACAAAACGCGAUGCAGCCGCUCGCCGUUGACCUUCAGUUCCUUUAUACGGACACCUGGGAGUACGCCAUCGACCCUGACACCAUCACGUUCAACUACGAUCCUCCCGCCAACGGCACUCUACCAUCACCCAUCUACGACCAUGAGCUGCCCCCAAUGAGCAUGACCGUCACAGCGUGCCAGAUCACGUGGGGACUCGGCGGUGAGACAUUUGCUGACAGCCCACCGGAGAAUGCAACGUGCUCAGGGAGCCCCAUGAACAUUACGCUCUGGCCGUAUGGAGCGACGAAGCUACGCAUUGGGGAGUUCCCGACGUUCAAGGCGAAUGACUGAAACUUCGAGCCGCCGCCGCAAGUAUGUAGGGCAAAGAAAGGGUUACUAUAAGGUAUAGGUGUACUUGAAGAUGAGUAAGCUUGUAUUGUCGCAAUGUAUUGUGUCAUUGCCCC
Coniophora puteana RWD-64-598 SS2 is the source of this 1837-nucleotide messenger RNA. RefSeq lists its product as uncharacterized. The transcript has 14 exons. Bases 75 to 1724 code for a protein of 549 amino acids. Gene Ontology annotation, biological process: carbohydrate metabolic process. NCBI's taxonomy places the organism in Eukaryota, Fungi, Basidiomycota, Agaricomycetes, Boletales, Coniophoraceae. The record is from RefSeq and is a predicted model, not a curated record.